CUGUUAAAGUUGGUACUACAGACAUAGUCACCAUGUAAUAAGAGGAUACCAAUGACUCACCAGUUUUCAAGACUUUUAAUACGAAGACAAGGAAAUAAACCAGCAGCAUCAGAAGUUCUGACUGCAUACUUAAUACAAUGUAAAAAGCCACCAUGGACAUCUUACUUUGUGAAAUACGCCAGUGUUUAUGAUGACCAAUGGGGCCAGUCGCAUUUUAACUGGCCAGUUCAAGAAACAAAUUAUCAUAUUCUCCGGACAGGAUGUUAUCCUUACAUGAAGUAUCACUGUACAAAGAGACCAUAUCAAGAUCUUCAGCUUGAAGAUACAUUCUUUCGUUUUAUAAAGAUUGCUAAUUUAGGUAUACCCUGCUUAGCUUAUGGCUUGGCUGCUACUCUUCUUAUCAAACACAUAGAAAUUGUGCACACUUCAAAAGGUCAUGUAAAAAUCUAUUUCUUAUACAAGGAAGACAAAGGAUCAUUAUACUAAAAGUUUAUUCACAAAUGUAACAUAAUGUUAGAUCAAAAUUUUAUUCUCUCUUACCCCUCACACUGUAUAGUAGAACUACAAUUUCUGCUUAUAUUUAUGUCUGACUGACUUAUCUUCUGUAAGGUCUUUAUUCCUUUGUCAUAUGUUGAAAAAUUAUUUGUAUACAAUGUGACAGUGCAACAGAAUUUACAUUUAGUUGUUGAAACCUGUUAUUCUGAGGGAAGAUAUGUAGGCAGGUGGUUACACAGUAUAGAAGAUGUCUGCAAAUAUUGUAACUAUUAACCCAGAUUAAAUAAUUUUAAACACUAAUUGCUUCCUUAUUUUGUGCAACAGUAAAAGAACUUCUAUAAAUAUAAUGUUCAAAUUGAUACUAGA
Molecule: messenger RNA, 861 nt
Organism: Schistocerca piceifrons (Central American locust)
Lineage: Eukaryota; Metazoa; Arthropoda; Insecta; Orthoptera; Acrididae
Exons: 2
Coding region: 52-486 (144 amino acids)
Source: RefSeq, a predicted model, not a curated record